CUUGACGCCAAUGCGAUGUUUGAGCACUUCUUUCCUCCCUUCUUACACGUUGUCAUCAUUGUCAAGCACUUUCAAAUAGCCAUGGAUCCUCCAAGAUGGCUCUUAGUCUUUCUUUUUCGACCGCUGCGUCUAUUAAUCGCAUUUGUGGUGCUCGCAUUCGUUUCCAUUCAAUUGGCAAUGCGUUAUGGUCAACAUAACCCAAAUUCAAACUUUUUCGAUCCAACAUUGGAAACGUUUCAAAAUCCAAUUUCAGACGCACGUACAACCGAGGCACGUAAUUGGAUCGAACAAAUGGAUCUUAGACUACAAGAAGGAAAUGUUCCCGUUCAACGUUUUAAAUCGGCAAGUGGAAUCGCUAGUGGUCCGGAAUUGGCUGUCGUCUUUUUGACUGUUCGUAGACCACAUGAACAAUAUUUGGACGCAAGCAUUGGUUCCUUUUUGAUGGACAUCCCAAACCUACAAAGACCAAAGAUUCACGUUUCUGUUUCUAGUGGUGAACUUGAUCCGACCAACCAGCCAUUCUUCUCAUCCGCAUGGCUGCACGGACUUGUGGACCAAAUCGUCGUUAGAAAGGAGCCCAAAGAACCCUACUUGCCUGCAACAAUGGCAUCCAGGAAAGAUCAACCUCAUGCAGCUUUGACAGUAAUGCAAAAGCCAUUGGUCAAUCUUGCCAACAAGAAUUCCCGAACAAACGAUUGGCAAAGGGCAGGAACGUCUGAUUAUUCGAUCGCAAUGGAAAUUUGUGAAAAGACAAACGGGAGAUAUUGUUUAAUCGUCGAAGAUGAUGUCGUAUUCAAAAAAGGGUGGUAUAACAUCUUUGAACAAAGUUUGCGGAAGGCUGAAGAACGAACGCAUGCCAAAGGUACACAACAAUGGGCGUACUUACGACUCUUUUACGCGGAAAAGUAUUUUGGUUGGGAAAAUGAAGAAGUUCAAAAGUUGGUUUUGUGCUGUUCGUUAAUCGUCGGAAGUGUUGCAAUUUUCAUCUUGGUAUUCGGAAGGGUGCCAGCACGAUAUGCCACAAUUGCAGGUGUACGAUCCAAGAUGGACCUUAUGCGAGCACAUGAAGGCUUAGAUCAUGAUGAACGCAAGAUCGGACGUGGAGGUAUGGCAAGAGCACGAUUACCAUUUGCAUCACAGCUGCUCAUCCUUUUGAUGACGUUAUUCUACUGUGUCUUGUUCAUCUUAUCAGGACGUAAUCUAAUCUACAAAGUGCCCGAAGGUGUCUCACUGAUGAACACGAGGGGAUGUUGUACACAAGCAACUUUAUACCCAAACGAAGUGGUUCGGCCACUCAAAGAUCAUAUACGUCAAAAUAUCGGUUUGAUGCCAUACCAUAAUCUUAUCAACCGUUGGCUAGAUGCACACGACAAGGAUCGCCUAGCAAUCAGUCCACCUCUCGUUCAACAUGUGGGAGCAGGAUCUCCCAAGGCUUUGCUUGAAGAAUCGUAUGUGAGAUCGACACCUCUUUGGAGUUUUGCUUUUGAGCAGCAACAGCAAAAGGUCAGUAACGUAUAAUCUCUGUCUGUACAUUAAUUUGUUAAAUAGUAAUCAUCUUUAUUUU
Messenger RNA from Meira miltonrushii, 1564 nucleotides. RefSeq lists its product as uncharacterized. Gene Ontology annotation, molecular function: glycosyltransferase activity. Gene Ontology annotation, cellular component: Golgi membrane. The record is from RefSeq and is a predicted model, not a curated record. Bases 82 to 1518 code for a protein of 478 amino acids. The transcript has a single exon. Gene Ontology annotation, biological process: GPI anchor biosynthetic process. Lineage: Eukaryota; Fungi; Basidiomycota; Exobasidiomycetes; Exobasidiales; Brachybasidiaceae.